GACGGUUGCAGUUUAGAGGAUCAGACAGCCAGAGGUGGUAGAUGGAGUGAACAGUGACGGGUGUGGCAAAAACAGAAACAGAGGUAGAAGAACGACAACUGGUCACUGAAUUUGGACACAUUUCUAACUUCAAGAUGAAACUACAGGCUGUACUUUGCCUCUUGCUGCUGCUCAAUUAUGAGCUUUCUUCAUGCACAAAUCUCCGGGUGAUACCUGGUUCCUCUCUGGAGCUGCCCUGCCUUUCAUUUCAAACUCAAUUCACUGGAGCGGCCAUCACCUGGAAAUUCAAUGGUAUAGAUGUAAGUGUCAGUGCUCAGUCGCCUGGCUCGCCUACAGUUAAACGAGAUGGCUUGUAUAUCUCUAUAUCCCCUGUUACUGCUGCCAGCGAGGGCGAGUACAUGUGUUUGAUGAAGGAGGACAACUUGGAGAUGAUAAGGACAUACAACAUUGAAGUUGCUGCAUCCUUGAGCUAUACCAUUAAGGUAUUUGAGGGCUUCACUGCUCAACUCCCGUGCAAUUUCCCACCUUCCACCCAAAUCAAGGCCAAUGCCCUUUGGUUCAAAGAGACAGAUCUUAUCAAGAGGACACAGCUGCACCUGGAGGACGAUGCAACAGCUGAUAAUUUGAGAAUGGAGCAGCUUUAUCCACUUGACCAGGAUCAGACCCUCAUAAUCAGAGACAUUGUCAUGGAGGAUGCUGGAAAUUACAUAUGUCAAUCUGCUGAGGGAGAGAAGCUGAGCUCUGUAUAUGUCAUUGUUGAAGCUGCUCCCACCGCUACUCCUCCCUCCUGCAGCAACUUCACCAAAGCGUGGGAGCCCUGCCAGGACGAGAACAGUCGCAUAGGGGAACCCAUGUUGCAGGAAUCCAUCACAGAGUUUUCCAUGAAGCUGUAUUCUUACCUCAGGGAAUCACAACCCUCCAGCAACUUGCUCUUCUCUCCUAUCAGUAUCAGCGCGGCGCUGACCCAUUUGUUAUUAGGUGCACGCGGUGACACCCGUAAAGCCAUUGAGAGGGCGGUCUUUGUGCCUCAUGACUUCUACUGUGUUCACCUCCAGAUGAAGAAGCUGAGAGAGAAGCUGGCCGGCUCCUUGCAGAUGGCUUCUCAGAUCUACUAUAACCCACAAAUGAAUCUUAGCGAAUCCUUUACUUACCAGUCCACCCAGUUCUAUGAAGCUGAGCCCACCAGGCUACUGGAAAGCAGCGAGGAAAACACAAAGAUGAUCAACAGCUGGGUGGCAAAUAAGACCAACAAUAAAAUACAACACUUGGUUGACUCCGUACCACCCAGUACACAGCUGAUUCUGCUCAACGCGGUCACCUUUAGUGGUCAGUGGAAGGUCAAGUAUGACAUGAAACCCAUGAAAGGACUUUUCACAAAACUGGAUGGUGAUCUGGUGAAGGUGUCGCUCCUCCAUCACCAGAAAUACAUGGCGGCUAUGGCGCAUGUAGUUGAGCUGAAGGCACAGGUGGCGAUGUUUGCCCUCUCUGGUGACAACAGUCUUUACAUCCUGCUACCUCGCUCCAACAAAGUGACUGACCUGCAGCAGGUGGAGGAGAGGAUGACGGACACGGCUGUGCGUCAAAUGAUAGAACAAAUGAAAGCAACAUCUCCUCAGCAUAUCGAAGUCACUCUGCCCCAAAUCAGACUGGAUAUCCAAUCAGACAUGAACAUACUUAUCAAGAAAUUAGGACUGUCAUCACUCUUCGAGGGUGCCGAGAUGUGUGGUCUCUACGCAGAAGAGAGGGUGGUUCUGGACGAGGCCAGACACAGAGCCUUCCUCGCACUCACCGAACAAGGGGUUGAGGCCGGGGCCGUCACCUCUGUGUCGUUCUCUCGCUCCUUCCCUGCCUUCUCUGCCCUGCGGCCUUUCGUCAUGCUGCUGUGGAGUGACCGGGCCAAUGUGCCACUCUUUAUUGGCAGAGUGACCGACCCAUGAGAGAGAGAGAUUACAUAUUAUACUAUCAACAUAUAAAUUCAAUUACAGCAUUGCUUCAUGUAGUUACUGUACUGAGCAGUGACAAAAAAUAAAUAAAUCCAGGCCUGGAUGCAGGUGGAUUUCAAACAUGAUGAUGAAUAAACACAAAUCAACAUAA
Messenger RNA from Anoplopoma fimbria (sablefish), 2094 nucleotides. RefSeq names its product serpin peptidase inhibitor, clade G (C1 inhibitor), member 1 (gene serping1). The transcript has 11 exons. Lineage: Eukaryota; Metazoa; Chordata; Actinopteri; Perciformes; Anoplopomatidae. Gene Ontology annotation, biological process: negative regulation of endopeptidase activity. Gene Ontology annotation, molecular function: serine-type endopeptidase inhibitor activity. The record is from RefSeq and is a predicted model, not a curated record. Bases 135 to 1937 code for a protein of 600 amino acids.